AUGCAACUCAGUGACGACGGCGACGAUGAACACUUCGUCUACCCAGCCCCCUCGAGUAGUAAUAUUCGGGAAGCCACUCCCCCACGUCAGAUUCAUCCCACACCGGCACAACUAGAGUCACUGUAUGCCGCCGCCUCGUCGGGUGACUUAACUCUUCUGAAGCGACUGUUCAAGAGCGCGACUGAGACUGGGGAUGUCCAGCCAUUUAGUUUGGCUAAUGACGCGUCGUCAAGAACGGGGUUUACUGCUCUGCAUGCUUCCGCUAGUCGUGGAUAUCUUGAUAUAGUUACAUGGCGUGAGCCUCUUGCUUUCUUCCCCCUUCCGGGUACUCACCGUGUUCUAGUUGUUGAUGAUUGUGGUGCAAUGCCAGAUUUGGAGGAUAGGGAAGGUGAAACGGCCCUCCAUAAAGCUGCACUCCAUGGCCACAUAUCCAUAGUUAGUUACCUGCUACCAGGCAAAGCCGAUGUACAUGCUCAAGAUGCCGAUGGCUGGACUGCAUUGCACAAUGCAUGUUCCAAGGGUUAUCUUGAUAUCGUGAUGUGGCUCUGCGAAAAUGGCGGCGCGGCGUCCACAAAAAAUGGAGUUUCUGGGGUAGAUGUGCGGAGCAAUGAUGGUUGGACGCCAUUGAUGAACGCGUCUUCAAAGGGGCAUUUGCCCGUUGUGCUGUACCUAUUGACCAAGCAGUCUGCAAACCCGUUAGUACGAAACAAAUGGGGUGAAACAGCUUAUGAUGUGGCAGCUGCUGUGUUCGAGGUAUGGAUAUGCGAGGUUCUUCAACAAGCCGAAUCCAAACGAUGGCAUGCUUCGCCAACCCCGUAUAAUCCCCUCCUAGUUCACACCACGUUGCCUUUACUCUUGUAUGAAAACCAACGUCUUGAUACCAGAGGCCGGCCCAAGUUCUCUGCCUCUGGACUAGGCCGACAUGGACGUCGUCCGCCUUUUGAGUUGAAAUUACCAAAGCCUGAUGAUGAUACUGGCGCACAAGAGAUUGCUGCGUGGCGCAGUGGUGUGCAAUUGCCCGCCCGCGAAGCUCCUUGGGUAUUGCCAAAGCCGGAAGCCGUCACAGAAAAUGUUGAGAGGAGUCACUUUUGGCUUUCCGAUUGGAUCCUCGACAUAUCUCAUUUUGCUGUUGAUCCACAGGAAGGAUGGCAGUAUGCUCAAUCCUUUGGUGAAUCAGAUGAAUGUUGGGUUGCUGAGAAACCUCCUCACCUGGAACGCAUGUUACACGGUAAUGGUGGUUCGACCUCGAAACGUAGCGCAUCGCUGUCAUCUUCAAGUCCUGGUCGGGUUACUCACACUUGGGUUCGACGUCGACGCUGGGUCCGUAUCAUGCGACGUAGACUAGAUAUCCCGCCGCUGCCAUUCCUGGAACCUGAUGGUGCCAUGUAUCAUCUUGAGGCCGACGGUUCAUUGAUUCCUUUUAUCGAAGAGACCCAAAAUGAUCCGAGCGAUGGGCAAGAGCUUGGAACUAUGGCUUCUACAUUUUUGUCCUCUGCACAAGACUACGUGGCGCGCGCACGAUAUCUUGUCGAGAAACAUUCCCAGGAUCUCGACUCAAAUGCGGCCCUUACCUCUGCUGUUGAGACCCGUCGCGCCAUUGCCAAUUUAGAGCGCUCUACAACGGAGUUAAGGCAAGGAAUUCUCGGAGAUGACGAUUCCGAACGCAAAAUUCAAGCGGAAGUACUCCUCAAUGCGUAUAGUCGGGAACUUGAACGUCGUCGGCUCUCCGCCGGCGCUCUGGGCCUCCUUGCCGAACAUGAUGAUGAACAAUUUGAUAGUGGUGACAACAGUUCCGAUGAGGAAUUUCACUACCCAACCUCUCCUCCGUCACGCGAGAUGGCCCGACUGUCCUCGACUUCGUUUGCAUCUACUGAUCACUUCACUCGACCAGGAACUUCUCGUGUCCCUGCAGAUCUCACUCCCCAGCUCUCACAAGCACCGGACUUUCGCGUGCCUACGCGUGAGGCACCUCAAAAGGUGAUAUCGCAUCAAUGGAUCUCUCCUUCUCCCCAUGGGUCAAAUGCGCAGUGGGAAAGAGAUGAAAGCGUGAAACAAUGUCGUGAAUGUCAACGGCGGUUUAAUUUCAUUCUCCGUCGACAUCAUUGCCGUAAAUGCGGCCGGAUAUUCUGCGAUCGUUGCUCAUCGCAUUGGGCGUCACUCGAUCCUUCGGAUAUUGUUUACGACCCUACAUCACCAGACGUGCCAGCUUCCGCGACCCCACAGCGCCUUUGUCAAGGAUGUUUUGAUGAAGUCAACGCAGAUCGCCCCGACAAGUUACGUGACGGAGGCACAUCCAUGGAGUGUGUUAUUGUUGACCAAGAGAGGCUGACGAUACCCGGACGCCUGACGACAAUGCAACGCAGUUCGCAGCUCAGUGAUCUGGCAGACUGUCCCGUUUGCAACCAAAACCUCGACGACGUUGGAGGAUCGUCAAAGCAAGAAAUUCACGUCAAGCGUUGUUUAGAGGGCGAAUCCGGUUCUACUCCCCAAGCCGCCAAGUAUUUCGUAUAUUGUCUCCCAGCGGCAAGCCCCUUGAUCGGCAUUCAGUGUGUCAUCUGCUUGGGAGGAGAGUUCGUCAAAGGAACUUCGGUCGGGCGCCUAAGCUGUUUCUGCAGUUUUCACAGUGCUUGCCUGUCUUGUUGGUUACAACGGGGAAAAGAUUGCCCAGUGCACGCGCGUUGA
Molecule: messenger RNA, 2682 nt
Organism: Laccaria bicolor S238N-H82
Lineage: Eukaryota; Fungi; Basidiomycota; Agaricomycetes; Agaricales; Hydnangiaceae
Exons: 14
Coding region: 1-2682 (893 amino acids)
Molecular function (GO): protein binding; metal ion binding
Source: RefSeq, a predicted model, not a curated record